Molecule: messenger RNA, 615 nt
Organism: Gastrolobium bilobum
Lineage: Eukaryota; Viridiplantae; Streptophyta; Magnoliopsida; Fabales; Fabaceae
Product: 1,4-dihydroxy-2-naphthoyl-CoA thioesterase 1-like
Exons: 3
Coding region: 1-486 (161 amino acids)
Biological process (GO): phylloquinone biosynthetic process
Cellular component (GO): peroxisome
Molecular function (GO): 1,4-dihydroxy-2-naphthoyl-CoA thioesterase activity
Source: RefSeq, a predicted model, not a curated record
AUGGAGGAUCAAACGUUGUCGGCAGCAGCAACGAAGACAGCAUUUCUAGAUGCUCCCCUUCACGCAAUUGGGUUCGAGAUUGAUGACUUAUCACCCCACAGGGUCACUGGUCGUUUACCUGUUACCCUGAAAAGUUGUCAGGGAUUCAAGGUUUUACAUGGUGGGGUAUCAGCUUUGAUAGCAGAAGCUCUUGCAAGUAUUGGGGCCCACAUGGCCUGUGGUUAUAACAGGAUAGCAGGUAUUCAACUUAGUAUCAACCAUAUGAAACCUGCUCAAUUGGGUGACCUUGUUUUUGCUGAAGCUACUCCUAUCAAUCUUGGCAAAACCAUUCAGGUGUGGGAGGUGCAGCUUUGGAAGAAUGAUCCUUCAAAGUCAAAGGACAAAAUCUUGGUAUCAUCUUCUAGAGUUACUAUUAUAGUCAAUAUUCCUAUGCCUGAGCAUGCAAAGGCUAAUAGUGAAAUUCUCAAGAAGUAUGCAAAGCUGUGAAAGUGCAAUUGACAAUUGUCGUAUGCAACUGGGAAGAUAAUAAAUUGUUCAAAUUUUAUACAAUGUGUUUCUUAUCUGUAAAACCUGCCAGACAUCUGUUUUUGUGUCUGUUUCAUUUUCAAUACCAGA